Molecule: messenger RNA, 1248 nt
Organism: Juglans microcarpa x Juglans regia
Lineage: Eukaryota; Viridiplantae; Streptophyta; Magnoliopsida; Fagales; Juglandaceae
Product: serine/threonine-protein phosphatase 6 regulatory ankyrin repeat subunit A-like
Exons: 7
Coding region: 460-1182 (240 amino acids)
Molecular function (GO): protein binding
Source: RefSeq, a predicted model, not a curated record
GAUAAAUAAUGCUUCAGCACCAAGUGCCUCAUCGUAUUCAUUGUGCUUCGUCUUCCACGUAGAGUUCCCGAUGUGCCUCGUCAAUGGCUUAUGCCAACCCCCAAAAUCUCCCUCGGAGUGUUCAAAUCCCUCCUUCAACGUCGCUCCAAAGCCCUCUCGCGCCUCCUUUCCUCCAUUACCACUGCUAACCAUACCACUCAUCUUACACUUUUUGAAAUAUUGUACAAAUAAUAUUAGGUAAACGCAGAGAGAAACCGUCAAGCCGCCGCUCACCAGAAAAGUCGACUGAUGUUUCAGAGACUCCGACACCAUAGUAGAUUGAGGAAAGCUGUGGUUUUUAUGUGGCUUCUCCGGAGAAGGAAGUGGAUUUGGCAGCUGGCCUGCAAGGUAUAUCCGUAAGGGAUCGCCAACAGAGGGACUCCGCGGUGGAGGAACUCGGUCACGCACGAUGACCCGCAAAUGAGUAGUAACUUCAGCAAACGUCGGAGUGGAAACAAUAUGCCACUUCACGUUUCUGCUGGUUAUAACAAAGUAGAGAUAGUCAAAUUUCUUCUUGAUCGGCAAGGGACAGAUAAGGAUGAGUUGGAAGCAAAGAACAUGUAUGGAGAAAGUCCUUUGCACAUAGCAGCAAAGAAUGGGUGCAAUGAUGCUGCACAGUUGCUUCUUGGUCAUGGUGCUAUUAUUGAAGCCAAAGCAAAUAAUGGAAUGACACCAUUAUAUCUUGCUGUUUGGUACUCACUUCGAGCUGAAGAUUGCUCGACUGUCAAUACAUUGCUCGAGUACAAUGCUGAUUGUAGUGCUAAGGAUAAUGAGGGCAUGACUCCUCUAAAUCAUCUUUCACUAGGCCUAGGAAGUGAAAAGUUGCUGGAACUAUUGAACUGGCAUCUUGAAGAGCAGCGGAAGAGAAGAGCGAUCGAAGCAUGCUGUGAAACUAAAGCUAAGAUGGAUGAGCUUGAAAAUGAAAUAUCAAAUGUAGUAGGUUUGCAUGAGCUUAAGGUACAACUACGGAAAUGGGCAAGGGGGAUGCUUUUGGAUGAGAGGUGUAGAGCCCUUGGGCUGAAAGUUGGCAUCAGAAGAACCCCACAUAUGGCAUUCCUUGGCAAUCCUGGAUCAGGCGGUGGAGGUCGACUCGAUUAUGGAGUUCAUGUCGUAUUUGUUGAGCUCAUCUUCUCUGUCUGGUGAAGUUUUGGGCUCCGAACCGAAGUCCCCCAUGUCGGUUAUCUUCACUACUUCCCGAUGCCGUUUUAU